This is a messenger RNA of Perkinsus marinus ATCC 50983, 598 nucleotides long. RefSeq names its product Protein hesB, putative. The record is from RefSeq and is a predicted model, not a curated record. Gene Ontology annotation, molecular function: iron ion binding; 4 iron, 4 sulfur cluster binding; 2 iron, 2 sulfur cluster binding. Lineage: Eukaryota; Perkinsozoa; Perkinsida; Perkinsidae. The transcript has 5 exons. Gene Ontology annotation, biological process: iron-sulfur cluster assembly. Bases 1 to 501 code for a protein of 166 amino acids.
AUGCUACCAUCACUCUCCACUACACUAGGACGGUCACUUUUCCGACCUCUAGCCGUCCGAGCUUCUUCACGAUUCUUGCCUCCAGCAGUAGCGCAGUCCCAACGAUGGUUCGCGGAAGCAGCGGCGGCGUCAUUCAAAGCUGCAGUGUCGGAGAACGGGAACGUCACGUUGCAGCCCGCUGGCGUUGAGCACAUAAUCGAUGUUAGCAAAAAGCGUAAUAUCCCUUUAGCGCUCCGACUCACUGUCGAUUCCGGCGGAUGCGGCGGCUUCCAGUACUACUUCGAUCUCGUCCCUGUCGACACGGCUACUUCAACAGACAAUAAGGUAGAGGCGGACGAUGGAUCUGUCGUGAUGCUAGUAGAUGCACUGUCCGAGUCCUACCUUGAUCAUUGCAAAGUCGACUAUGUUGAGGAGAUGAUUGGUUCCAAGUUUGUGGUCAGCGAGAACGUCUUGGCCGAAUCCAAGUGCUCUUGUGGUUCGAGCUUCAAUGUCGGCUUCUGAAAGGCGUUCGUCCAUUCAGCUGUUGACCGCACUUCUGUUGUAUUACUAUCGAGCGUAUCAUUCAGUGCACCAAUUUUUACACUUUGCCGAGCUGGAG